Saitoella complicata NRRL Y-17804 is the source of this 735-nucleotide messenger RNA. RefSeq lists its product as uncharacterized. The record is from RefSeq and is a predicted model, not a curated record. Gene Ontology annotation, molecular function: S-adenosylmethionine-dependent methyltransferase activity; protein methyltransferase activity; nucleic acid binding. Gene Ontology annotation, cellular component: eRF1 methyltransferase complex. The coding region runs from base 1 to 735 and encodes 244 amino acids. Gene Ontology annotation, biological process: methylation. NCBI's taxonomy places the organism in Eukaryota, Fungi, Ascomycota, Saitoellomycetes, Saitoellales, Saitoellaceae. The transcript is spliced from 3 exons.
AUGCUACCAACACCCACCCUCUCCCACUUCACCGAACGUGACUACGAACACAUCUACGAACCCGCCGAAGACACCUUCAUCCUCCUCGAUGCUUUGGAGCAAGAUGCAGAGAUGCUGAGGAAUAUCCGGAAGGAUGGGGAGGGGUUGCCGUUGUGUGUUGAGAUAGGUUCUGGUUCGGGGUGUGUUUCGACGUUCUUGCAAGCGAGUGUAUUCGGACACACCAAUUCAAUCCACCUCUGCACCGACAUAUCCCCAAAAGCCUGUCCAGCAACCCUCCUAAGCUCCCACGCAAACCUCCCAUCCCCAACCCACCCCCACCACCUCGACCCCAUCCGCACCUCCCUCAUAAACCCCCUCCUCUCCCCCCGCCUCCGCAACCAAAUCGACAUCCUCCUUUUCAACCCCCCCUACGUCCCAACUUCCUCCUCCGAAAUCGACAACACAGGCACCAUAGCCGCCACCUGGGCCGGCGGCGCAGACGGUAUGAUGGCUGGAACGUGGGAUGUGUUGAGUGUUUUAGGGGAGGUGUUGAGUGACCGUGGUGUGUUUUAUUUGGUUGCGGUUAGUGAGAACCGACCGCGGGAGAUUAUGGAGGUUGUGAGGAGGUGGAGUGGGGGUGGGGUUGAGGGGGAUGUUGUUGUUAAGCGGACUGCGGGGCGGGAGAAGUUGCAUGUGUUGAGGUUUUGGAGGAGGGGGAAUACGCUUAUCACACCGAUGGAUACGCCGAGUAAGUGA